Molecule: messenger RNA, 2531 nt
Organism: Asterias rubens (European starfish)
Lineage: Eukaryota; Metazoa; Echinodermata; Asteroidea; Forcipulatida; Asteriidae
Product: aspartate aminotransferase, cytoplasmic-like
Exons: 9
Coding region: 57-1334 (425 amino acids)
Biological process (GO): L-aspartate biosynthetic process
Cellular component (GO): cytosol
Molecular function (GO): L-aspartate:2-oxoglutarate transaminase activity; pyridoxal phosphate binding
Source: RefSeq, a predicted model, not a curated record
ACUAUCAUCAAUCCGCAUCCCCAGAUCAUCUGCCGGUCCAACUCAACUUAAAAACCAUGUCAGAUUCUCUGGUAAACAGCGAUAAAAAACCGCGAUUGGCUCCAUCGAGGUUUAGUGAUGUUUCACAAGCUGCACCAAUCCCUGUCUUUGCGCUGACAGCUGCAUUCAAAGAGGACAAAAACCCUGUCAAGUACAACUUGGGAGUUGGAGCUUAUCGUACAGAUGAGAAUGAACCGUGGGUUCUGCCGGUCGUUAAAGAUGUUGAGAAGCAGAUGGCCAAUGAUGAGACACUCAAUCAUGAGUACCUCCCCGUCAUGGGGUUAGGGGACUUCACGACUGCCGCAACCAAGUUACUUCUGGGUGAAGACAGCCCUGCCAUCCUGGAAAACAGGGCAUUUGGCGUUCAGACGUUGAGUGGCACAGGGGCGUUACGUCUUGGUUUGGAGUUUCUCAUCGAACACUGCAAAUGUACGGCAGCCUAUGCUUCAGACCCUACCUGGGGUAACCAUAACAACAUCUUCAACAAGCUGAAGUAUCCAAAUGUGCGCAAGUAUCGCUACUGGCAUGCCGGGACCAAAGGCUUGGACAUCGAUGGUAUGCUAGAGGACCUGGAGAAUGCUCCGGAGGAUGCACUGAUAAUGUUGCACGCCUGUGCCCAUAAUCCAACCGGAGUAGACCCAACGCAAGAACAAUGGAAGAAGAUUGCCGAAGUGAUGAUGAGGAAAAAAUUGUUUCCAUUCUUCGAUUGUGCUUAUACCGGCUUUGCUACUGGUGAUCUUGAGCGAGACCGUUGGGCCGUGACGUAUUUCGUCAGUUUGGGGAUGGAAAUAUUCGCAAGCAUGUCAUUCGCCAAGAACUUUGGUCUCUAUAAUGAGCGUGUUGGAAACCUGGUCGUAGUCGUCAACAACACAGACACAAAGAACCCCAUCAUUUCGCAGAUGACGAGAACUGUCAGAGUCAUGUGGUCCAAUCCACCCAAUCACGGCGCUCGUAUUGUCAGCACGGUGUUGAAUAACCCUACUCUUUAUGCACAGUGGAAAGACCACAUUAAGACGAUGGCGACCCGCAUCUUUGAGAUGAGGCAGGCCUUGUACCAGAGACUUCAGACUCUUGGAACCCCUGGAACUUGGAAUCACAUCGUUGACCAGAUUGGCAUGUUCAGCUACACUGGACUCGGACCCAACCAGGUUGAUUUCUUGAGGAGUAAGCACCAUGUAUACAUCAUGAAGUCUGGUCGCGUCAACAUGUGCGCCAUCACUACGUCCAAUGUGGACUACAUCGCCAAGGCGAUCCACGAGGCAGUGUCCACAGUGUGCGAGGACCCCAAGCUGUAAGCCCCGAAAACGCCAUCGAGGGGCACAGGAAAAUGUCAAAGCUAUGCCGCAAACUUCAGAAAGGUCUUAUUAGCUAUUGAUGUUUUAUCAUGACCCAGCCAGUUUGAUAUUUGGUUUACACAAUGAAAGUUGGGUCAUAGAUUGUUUUUUUGUCAAUUAUUGCUGAUUUAUUGCCGAAAAUUAUCAAGAAAGAUAUAAUAGUCACAUAUGAAAGUGUCAGCUGAAUAAAGUGUCUAUUUGCUGAGAAAACAGCAAAAAGCUGUGCCCGGUAUUUCACUAGGACAAAGAUGCUAUGGACGGUUGCUAUUAAUAAAACUGACCAUGUAAAGUUAUCAAGUAGUUUGAUCAACAUACCUCGAAAUAACUCUCGGUACCCAUAGCAAUUGCUGUGGUGCUUGCAGCCGAAUUCACGAAACGCUAAGAUUAAUCCAAUCUAGAGUUAGGACGAGUAACUCGAUCCCAAGUCAGGACGAGGAGGAAAAAUUGCGGUGCCCUUCGAAAGCAAAGGUUAAGGCCUGGAUACAUUUUAAUAAUAGCAAUAAUUUGUUUUAUGUAACCCUACUUAUUAAGUAUGAAAUGAUAAUCCAAAAAUAUAACAUCUGAUCUGGAAAUUUUAAGUGAAAUUUAUAUUCAGUUCAAAUCAAAUAGAGAUCAAACAUGACGUAUAAUAAUAAAACACCUAUUUGUUUGUCAACAGUUUGUAUGCCAAUAUGUAUCAGUUAGAACAGUCGUCAAGAAUGCUUCAUUUAGGAUAAAAAAAAACUUAACUAUUUGUCUAGCUUGUGUGCUGUGUACACCUAAAAAUGAUGUGUAUAGAAAAUACAAUAUACAAAAAUAUAGUCUAAACUCCAUUGUUCAUUAAAGGUAGAGUCAUAGAUUGGUUUUUGUUCAUUCCAAUGUAGAUAAGACUGUCACGUGCAUAUUCAAAGUAAACCAUUGCAUACAUUAAAAAUUAUGUGAAUUAUUAAAAUGAAAAUAUAUUAAAGACACUGCACUCCUUUGGUAAUUGUCAAAUACCAGUCUUCUCACUUGGUGUAUCGCAAUAAUAUGCAUAAAAUAACAAACCCGUGAAAAUUUUAACUCAAAUAUCUGGAAGAUUGGAACAUGUGAUUUUCAAAGGAUUAAAGGCAGUAGUAGACUAAUUGGUAAUUACUCAAAAUACUGAUCGGCUUAAAACCUUACUGGGUAAUGAUCAAU